Molecule: messenger RNA, 1169 nt
Organism: Physella acuta
Lineage: Eukaryota; Metazoa; Mollusca; Gastropoda; Physidae
Product: cathepsin Z
Biological process (GO): proteolysis
Molecular function (GO): cysteine-type peptidase activity
Source: RefSeq, a predicted model, not a curated record
AGAUAAAAAUAACACAGUCGCUGGGCACAGUUAGAGGACUUGAGUGUCAGCGAGUAUUUCAACCAUCAGCUGCCAGUUAAUCGUUGACAUUGCCUUCAAACCGACAUGAAGUCCGGUCAGGUCUUGUCUUGGGCGGCGGCCAUCUUGUUGGUUGCCACGGUAACCUGUCACAAAGCAUGCCUGGAUCUGGAGCUCGAGAAGCGUCUCAAUAUAAAAGGCGUUAAGACCUAUCCCCGCCCGUGGGAAGACCCAGAGUUUGUCGCCUCCCUCCCCGAGGGGUGGGACUGGAGGAACAUCAGUGGCGUGAGUUAUGUGAGCACUACCAGGAACCAGCACAUUCCUCAGUACUGUGGCUCCUGCUGGUGUAUGGCUGCUACCAGCGCCCUAGCAGACAGACUGAACAUCAAACGUAAGGCGGCCUGGCCUUCAGCCUAUCUCUCUGCCCAGCACGUGAUCGACUGUGCGGACGCUGGCAGCUGUGAGGGCGGGUCGGACGACGGUGUGUGGGCAUAUGCCCACAAGCACGGCAUACCAGACGAGGGCUGUAACAACUACCAGGCUAAGGAUCAAGACUGCACAGACUUUAACCAAUGUGGAACGUGUACAACAUUCGGCGUGUGUAACACGGUUAGUAACUACAGGCUGACGAAAGUGGGAGACUAUGGUGACGUCAACGGGAGGGACAAGAUCAUGGCGGAGGUUUACGCUAACGGCCCGGUCAGUUGUGGUAUUGACGCCACAGAGGGUUUAGAGAAAUACAAAGGCGGCAUCUACUCGGAGCACAAGCUGAUGCCUAUGGCAAACCACGUGGUCAGUAUUGCCGGAUGGGGUGUGGAGAAUGGUGUGGAAUUCUGGGUAGUUCGUAACUCGUGGGGCGAGCCUUGGGGAGAGAGCGGCUGGUUCCGUAUCGUGACAAGCAAAUACAAGAACGGACGGGGGAAAGAAUACAACCUGGGCAUCGAGGAUGGCUGCGCCUAUGGUGAUGUCAUUGUGUGAUUGUGACAAGAUGGUAUUUGUCACUGUGUCACUGUGACAUACGAAUUAUAUGUAAUUGUGGCAAGAUGAUAUAUGAUAACGCGACACGUGUCUCAGUGACUUUGACAUAAGAUGACACCUGUUAUAUGCUUAUGUCGCCUCUACGUUUCCAUAAAUAAAUCUUGAUACCCAAA